Hypomesus transpacificus is the source of this 1119-nucleotide messenger RNA. It is a transcript of the gene gdap1l1, whose product is annotated as ganglioside induced differentiation associated protein 1-like 1. Lineage: Eukaryota; Metazoa; Chordata; Actinopteri; Osmeriformes; Osmeridae. The record is from RefSeq and is a predicted model, not a curated record. The transcript is spliced from 6 exons. Bases 1 to 1104 code for a protein of 367 amino acids.
AUGGCGUCUUCCAACAAUGUUACCCCAACCAACUGUAGUUGGUGGCCCAUAUCAGCUAUGGACGAAGACGACAAAAUCACUGACGGGGAGGAAAACGAAGAACCAGUAGCAGAAUCCAAACCCAAUUUUUCUAAAGACAGGCUCGUUCUGUACCAUUGGACGCAGUCAUUCAGCUCUCAAAAGGUGCGGCUGGUCAUCAACGAGAAGGGCCUGCUGUGUGACGAGAGGGACGUGAGCCUGCCCCUUACCGAGCACAAGGAGCCCUGGUUCAUGAGGCUCAACCUGGGGGAGGAGGUGCCCGUCUUCAUCCACGGAGACACCAUCGUCAGCGACUACAACCAGAUCAUCGAGUAUCUGGAGACCAACUUUGUAGGAGAAGCUGUGGCCCAGCUGAUUCCAGACACGGGCUCAGCCCUCCAUGAGCGUGUGCAGCAGUACCGGGAGCUGCUAGACGGCCUGCCCAUGGACGCCUACACCCACGGCUGCAUCCUCCACCCAGAGCUCACCACCGACUCCAUGAUCCCAAAGUACGCCACAGCUGAAAUACGUAGACACUUGGCCAAUGCCGCCUCUGAGUUGAUGAAGCUGGACCACGAGGAAGCUCAGUUGACAGAGCCGUACCUUUCCAAGCAGAAGAAACUCAUGGCAAAAAUAUUGGACCAUGAUAAUGUGAACAAUCUGAAGAAGAUUCUAGGGGAGCUCGCUAUGGUUCUGGAUCAGGUAGAAGCUGAACUAGAAAAGGGGAAACUGGAGUAUGAAGGUCAAAAGUGUGAGUUAUGGCUUUGUGGACCUGAAUUUACACUUGCAGACAUCUGCCUCGGAGCCACAUUGCACAGGCUUAAGUUCCUGGGACUUUCUAAGAAAUACUGGGAGGACGGCAGCCGACCCAACCUGCAGUCUUUUUUUGUGCGUGUGCAAAAACGCUACGCUUUCCGCAAGGUGUUAGGCGACAUCCACACUACUCUGUUGUCGGCAGUUCUACCCAACGCAUUCCGGAUGGUAAAAAAGAAGCCUCCAUCUUUCUUCGGGGCCUCUUUCCUAAUGGGCUCGUUGGGCGGGAUGGGGUACUUUGCCUAUUGGUUUUUAAAAAAGAAAUACAUGUAGUAAAUGCCCUCUUGU